CUUCACUGUGCCCUAUUGCGCGAGACAGGAUAGACAGAAGCGCUGCACAGCCCAGUUGGUCGCCGCUGCACGAGAGAAUAACGAGCGAUGUCUGAAGCACCUGUGGAACCGGUGGUGGCUGCUGCCCCUGCCCCAGCCCCAGCCCCUGCUGCGGCCCCUGCUGCGGCCCCUGCUCCUGCUCCUGUUCCUGCCCCUGCUCCUGCUCCUGUUGCUGCUCCUCCUCCCCCUCCUCCUCCAGCUCCUGCUCCUGCUCCUGUUGCUGCUCCUCUCAUUCUUUCUGCUGCCUCCCCGGCCGAGGUGCCCCCUGUGGUGGUGACCCCACCGCCUCCACCACCCCCACCACCCACCGCACCGGCACCUCCACCUCCAGCCCCUGAACCAGCACCAGCACCAGCCGCCCCUGCACCGUGCCCUCAUCACCCGCCCAAGGUUGUCAAGAUGGCCGUGCCUCCUUCCUACUCUGACCUGGGCAAAGCCGCCAAGGACAUCUUCAGCAAAGGCUAUGGCUAUGGGACCGUCAAGCUGGACCUGAAGACCAAGGCACAGAGUGGAGUUGAGUUCUCCACGGGCGGCUCCAGCGCUGUGGACUCGGGCAAGGCCUCGGGCACCAUGGAGACCAAGUACAAGGUGCCAGAGCUGGGCCUCACCUUCAACCAGAAGUGGAACACAGACAACACCCUCACCACCGAGGUGUCCAUGGAGGACCAGCUUGCCAAGGGGCUGAAGUUGGCUUUGGAUACCUCCUUUGUCCCAAACACUGGUAAGAAGAGUGCCAAGCUGAAGACGGGCUACAAGCGGGACUACGUCAACGUGGGCUGUGACCUGGACUUCGACCUGGCAGGCCCCACGGUGCACGCGGCCGCCGUGCUGGGCUACGAGGGCUGGCUGGCCGGCUACCAGAUGGCCUUCGACACCGCCAAGUCCAAGCUGGCCCAGAACAACUUCGCCCUGGGCUACAAGGCCGGUGACUUCCAGCUGCACACCAACGUUAAUGACGGCACAGAGUUCGGUGGCUCCAUCUACCAGAAGGUGAACGGCAGUCUGGAGACGGCGGUGAACUUGGCCUGGACCGCUGGCAGCAACAACACGCGCUUCGGCAUCGGGGCCAAGUUCCAGCUGGACAAGGACUCCUCUAUCUCUGCCAAGGUGAACAAUGCCAGCCUUAUCGGAGUGGGAUACACACAGAGUCUGAGGCCAGGUGUGAAGCUCACCCUCUCGGCUCUCAUCGAUGGGAAGAACUUCAGCGCCGGAGGUCACAAGGCCGGUCUGGGCUUUGAGCUGGAUGUCUAAACCAGAUGAGAAAAGAGAAGAGGAGGAGGAGAGGAAAUGGAGGGAAGCGUUAGAGGAGAUUAGAGGGAGAGGACAGGAGACGCAUGGGUGAAAAAAAAGCGAAAGACCACAGAAUCAAGCCACGCCACUCAGAAAUGUGCAACAGUAAAAAAAAAAUGAAAACAAAAAAUCGAAACCCUCUCUGUCCCUCUUCGCACCUGUAUUCAUACCCUCUCACACACACAUAACUCACAUACAAACAACCUACGCACACAUACACAGAUUUUGGGCCUUAACCCUUUGUGACUUGCCACUUUCCACGUAAAAAACAGAGCACCUGUCUUGAAAACGGUACUGUCAUGGUUACGCCCCCCAUCAGUACCAUCUCCAUAGUAACAGUGCCAUGCUGUUUGCAACUCAUACCACAUGUCCACAGCAAUAGUAAACUGGAUUAUUCCUUCUACACAUAUGGGACAUGCAUACUAGCAUACAGACACUCAUGCACUCACCACACAUACACACACACACACACACACACACACACACGCACACACACACAUUUUGACCGUCAUGUCUGUGUCGACUUGCCCCACUACAAAAUGAGUGUGUUCCUUCACCUUGUUUAUUGUUGACAUUCAUUCAUGAAUAGUAACCACGUCACAGAGUACGUGUGUGAGUGAGUGUGUGUGUGUGCAUGUGGUUCAUUCAUUUUAAUCUUUUUUUGACUUGAACUUGUGUGUCCAUGGUGAAUGCAUAUAACACCUUGGGGAGACUCCUAAUCAACAGUUCUGGGGGAAAAAAAGAAUAAUAAUAGCAAAGAAUAAUAAUAUAAUAAUAUAUAUGAAAUCCACCUCCAUUAUUCCUCAUAUCCUCACCAGACAUAUCAAGGCCAUGGGUUUAGUUAGUUACCAUGCCAACCAACAAACACCAUGCACUCUGACCUCAGACGGUGGCCUCGGGUCAUGUGACCAGGAAGUAGUAGUUUUCUCCCAUGGACAUGUGUAGAUGAUGUCUAUGGUUGUUGCCUGUUGGGAAACGCUGACACGCACACUCUCAGACCCCCCAAAACUCUGACCUGUGUUGUUGGUUAGCGUUAGUAUCCCUCGAUCUGGUGUGUCUUGUUGUGCCCUGCUGUGUUGUGGGGAGAAUGAGCAAGUGGGAAGAAGGUGGCCAUCUUGGAACCAUCAUCCACUACUACCCCACUCGGUGCUCUCUCCCAUCCUGACCACUUUAGAACCAACUGGGCUCCUUCUUGUUUUCUUCUAUCUCUGCCAAAAAAAACAAACAAACAAAAUAACUGCAUCCUUUUUAACCUCUUUGUGCCGUGUUCCUUAGAGGCAGUUGGUGGGGUGGGUGGUAGGCUAGCGCCUCGUUUGGGGAGGGGUAGAGUUUGUCAUUGAUUGUCAUGUUGUUUGUUAGGAAGGCCGCGUACAUUAUAAUCGUGGACUUUUCCUAUUGUCACAUUCUUUUUUUGUUUUCUUCUGUUUUCAUCUGCAUCUUUUCAUCUUGUUUUCUUGCGUGUCUCUCUUUGUCAUUUCUUUUGGACCCUAAGCACUGUAUUCUGUGUGACUGUGUCGUGUUGGGCUUUGCCGUAGCUUCACAUGAGCUCUGUCUCGUGUUGAUCAGAAGGAAUCUUGUUAUAAUAAAGAAGAAUGUCAAACACUCA
This is a messenger RNA of Engraulis encrasicolus (European anchovy), 2935 nucleotides long. It is a transcript of the gene vdac3, whose product is annotated as voltage-dependent anion channel 3. The coding region runs from base 88 to 1290 and encodes 400 amino acids. The transcript has 10 exons. Gene Ontology annotation, cellular component: mitochondrial outer membrane. The record is from RefSeq and is a predicted model, not a curated record. Lineage: Eukaryota; Metazoa; Chordata; Actinopteri; Clupeiformes; Engraulidae. Gene Ontology annotation, biological process: monoatomic anion transmembrane transport. Gene Ontology annotation, molecular function: voltage-gated monoatomic anion channel activity.